GGCCGGGGUAUAAAAGCCGGGCGGGCGCAGCGAGGAGGCGCGGAGAGCCUGCCUGGCCUUGCCUCCGGGGCGGCCCCUGCGAGCCCGGCGUGAGCACGCCUGCGCGCUCCGGGCCUCCUGGCAGGCGGCGUGUAAGAUGAGUGAGGAGGCAGGUGGGGGAGAGGGGAGGCCGCGAGCGGGAGGGCGAGGGGAGCGCGGGUGCUGAGCGGCGCUCACUUUGGAGCGCAGCGAGCCAGCGAGCGAGAGGAGCCAGGUCCAUGCCCCGGGCUGCCUCCCCGCCAGGCGCGCGAAGAUGAUGGCCAUGAACGCCAAGCAGCCUUUCGGCAUGCACCCGGUGCUCCAGGAACCCAAAUUCUCCAGCCUGCACUCCGGCUCCGAGGCCAUGCGCCGCGUCUGUCUCCCGGCCCCGCAGGUACGUAGUGGCGCAUAAUUACCGCUCUAAGGCACAUUCUUUUAAUUUUUUUGACAGGCACUGGCUUCAUGUUUUUUUCAUGCCGCCCAGAACAAUCGCCGCUCGCUGUCUGAACCCCUCUCCUGUCUCCCCCGCGCUUUCUCCCUGUGCGGCGCGAGCUCUCUCUCUCAUUCAUGUCUCUGAUCCGCACGUCUGUUCCAGCAGAGCCUCUGCCUCCAGUAUUAAUUUUUAUGACCUGGGCUUUGAGUAGGAGAGGCAUCUCGGUUGCUUGUGAAAAUGUGUUUUAAUCCUGAGCUGACGGUAUUCCCCACUGACCGCGCUGUGCGCCUUUCUCGCUUGCAGCUGCAGGGCAAUAUAUUUGGAAGCUUUGACGAGAGCCUGCUGGCGCGCGCCGAGGCUCUGGCGGCGGUGGACAUCGUCUCCCACGGCAAGAGCCACCCGUUCAAGCCCGACGCCACCUACCAUACCAUGAGCAGCGUGCCCUGCACGUCCACGUCGUCCACCGUGCCCAUCUCGCACCCGGCUGCCGCCGCGCUCACCUCGCACCCGCACCACGCGGUGCACCAGGGCCUGGAGGGAGACUUGCUGGAGCACAUUUCGCCCACGCUGAGCGUCGGCGGCCUGGGCGCCCCCGAGCACUCCGUGAUGCCGGCGCAGAUCCACCCGCACCACCUGGGCGCCAUGGGCCACCUGCACCAGGCCAUGGGCAUGGGCCACCCGCACGCCGCCGCCGUGGCGCCGCACAGCGCCAUGCCCGCCUGCCUCAGCGACGUGGAGUCGGACCCGCGGGAGCUGGAGGCCUUCGCCGAGCGCUUCAAGCAGCGGCGCAUCAAGCUGGGGGUGACCCAGGCGGACGUGGGCGCGGCGCUCGCCAACCUCAAGAUCCCCGGCGUCGGCUCGCUCAGCCAGAGCACCAUCUGCAGGUUCGAGUCCCUCACGCUCUCGCACAACAACAUGAUCGCACUCAAGCCGGUGCUCCAGGCAUGGCUGGAGGAAGCCGAGGCCGCCUACCGGGAGAAGAACAGCAAGCCGGAGCUCUUCAACGGCAGCGAGCGGAAGCGCAAGCGCACGUCCAUCGCGGCUCCGGAGAAGCGCUCGCUCGAGGCCUACUUCGCCAUCCAGCCGCGGCCCUCCUCCGAGAAGAUCGCGGCCAUCGCCGAGAAACUGGACCUUAAAAAGAACGUGGUGAGGGUCUGGUUCUGCAACCAGAGACAGAAACAGAAACGAAUGAAGUACUCGGCGGUCCACUGACUGCGGCGGGGCUCGCUCAGCCUCUGGGGGCCGGGGAAGCUGUGCACGUCCUGGGGGGGAGGGACGGUAACGGGGGACUCCAAGAUGUUUUCUGGCAGGUCAGGCUCUCCUUACCGGAGCCACAGACUUUCUCCUUUACCCCACCCGGUUGUCUCCCGGACUUCUCUUUCUCCUUUUCCCCAUUCUAUUCCCACCAGAAAAGUUUUGGCACUAAGGAAAAAAAUUCACAAAGGGCGAGCCUGGAGGGACUUGUGCUGUCCAUGGUGCUGAAAAAAAAUCUCCCUGGCGCUCUGGACUGCGCGACUUCAGGAUGGGGAGCCCAAACGCAGGGGUUAGUGAAUUGGACCAGACCACAGGACUCUGUGCUGAAGGGGCCACAUUGAUUGCUAAGCUCGACUAGGGAUGGGGAGGCAAUGAUAAAUAAUAAUACAAAGUCAAACGGGGGCACCAAGAUGUACUGGAGAUUUAUUUAGAUUAUAUAAAAUCAUGUAUGUUUCCGAAGGAUAGCCUUAUACUCCCUUCCCCUCCUAAACUUUAUCCAUCUCAUUCUUUGGUUUGCUGUAAGUUCUCUAAGGUAGCAUGGGUUAGUUCAGGAAAAUCGUGCGGGGAGUCGUUCUCCAUGUAGGUCCUACUCCAGAAAAGGGCCUUCAUGCUGGGGUCUCUUUACUAUUUGCAAGCAGCAGUGGGCACCUGCCUUGGUCCAUCCUUUCCUACCUGCUGGUAAUUGCCGCCAGCUGGAGGGCCAGGGGUUGGUAGUGUUCCGGUCUGACAGAUAACUCUGGAUCCCAGCUCCCUAAUCCAGCCAGGUGCCAGUGCACUGCAGAGGCCGCUGCUCGAAAGUAAUCAUAACUUCUCCGAGCUACAAUAUGCAAGUCCUUCCAACACGUCUAACCUCGCCACUCUUUCAUUGUUGUUAUUGUUAGCAUCUUUGUUUCCUGUUAUUUAUUUAAUGCUGCUUCUUUUCGCCCCCCUUAUAUGAGUGCCUCUUGAUGGAGAUUCACUUAUAAUUUUUGGUGGAAAGAGGGGCCAGGCCACCGACCUGGAUCCUUCCCACGUCACUCUCUCCAGCCCCAUCCCAUUUUAUCUUUCGUUGCUUCAUGUAAUUUGCGUGUUGCUGUGUGGUCUUUGGUUUCGUUCUCCGAGCAGAUACAAAUAAAAUAUUAAGUUUUCUCCUCUCAUUACCCCCUUCAAUUAACUUCUAAAAUAAAUGCUUUA
This is a messenger RNA of Pipistrellus kuhlii (Kuhl's pipistrelle), 2878 nucleotides long. It is a transcript of the gene POU4F3, whose product is annotated as POU class 4 homeobox 3. The record is from RefSeq and is a predicted model, not a curated record. Gene Ontology annotation, biological process: regulation of transcription by RNA polymerase II. Lineage: Eukaryota; Metazoa; Chordata; Mammalia; Chiroptera; Vespertilionidae. The transcript has a single exon. Gene Ontology annotation, molecular function: DNA-binding transcription factor activity, RNA polymerase II-specific; RNA polymerase II cis-regulatory region sequence-specific DNA binding. The coding region runs from base 689 to 1663 and encodes 324 amino acids.